This is a messenger RNA of Metarhizium album ARSEF 1941, 2814 nucleotides long. RefSeq names its product magnesium-translocating P-type ATPase family protein. Lineage: Eukaryota; Fungi; Ascomycota; Sordariomycetes; Hypocreales; Clavicipitaceae. Gene Ontology annotation, biological process: magnesium ion transport; monoatomic ion transmembrane transport. Gene Ontology annotation, cellular component: membrane. The record is from RefSeq and is a predicted model, not a curated record. Bases 1 to 2814 code for a protein of 937 amino acids. Gene Ontology annotation, molecular function: ATP binding; ATP hydrolysis activity; P-type magnesium transporter activity. The transcript has 8 exons.
AUGCCCUUUCUCUCCAACCACACCGGCAAGGCUGGCAAGUCUGCUCUGAUGACUGCAUUGUCCUCUCGCUUUCGGUUCUCCCCCAAGGCUUCAUGGCCUGCCAACAUGUCAUGGCUUAUGCUCCCCUCGCCGGCCACAGAGACCUCUGCUGAGGCUGUUUUGACGGCCUUUGCCGGAAUGGAACCUGAUAUGGUACUCGAUCACUUGCAGACUCAUCGGGAUGGACUGACCGAUGAAGAGGCUGAUGCCCGCCGAUCCAUCAAGGGGCCAAAUGUGCUGCCGACUCACACAGCUCCUUCUUGGUUCAUUACUCUUCUCAAGGCCAUCCCGAACCCAUUCAAUAUUCUUCUAAUCGUCCUGGCCAUCAUCACUGCUGCUAUUCCGCCAGGAGACUGGAAAGGCUUCGCCGUCUUGCUUGUCAUGGUCAUCAUCUCCGUAGCCGUGCGUUUCUGGCAAGAGUACCGAAGUAGCUUGGCGGUCUUCAAGCUUCAGGCGUCGGUGUCCUGUAAUCUUGACGUUCGUCGCCAGCCGAACAUGGCUCUGGGCCAAAAGAUGUCUCCCCCGAGCGAGGCAAGCUGCAAGACCAUUGCCGAGCGUGAUCUUGUCCCUGGAGAUGUUGUUGUUCUGUCCCCCGGCUCUGUAAUGCCAGCUGACUGCUUGAUUUUGGAAGCCAACUUCCUUCGAGUUAGUCAGUCAACCUGGACCGGAGAAAACGACCCGGUGCCAAAGACACCCAGCGUAUCUGGUGAGAAAGGCACGACCCUUUUCGAUCUCAACAACAUUGCCUUCAUGGGAACAAGCGUCAUCUCAGGUAAUGGAGUGGCCCUGGUUCUUCGAACUGGUGCCGACGUCUUGAUUGCGAGCAUGGCCAAAGAACUCAAGAAACGGCGUGAACCGAACUCCUUCCAGUUGGGUAUUCGACAUGUUAGCUAUAUGCUGAUCGGAUUCAUGCUCACCAUGGUCCCACUGGUGCUGGGCAUCUCCGGAUACACUACCAAGGACUGGGACGCGGCGGCUCUUUACAGCAUCAGUGUUGCCGUUGGAUUGGUUCCUGAGAUGCUUCCUGCCAUCGUCAAUGCUAACCUUGCCCGUGGCGCGUACGUGCUCUCCAAGAUGAAGGCCAUCUCCAAGCGACUCGAUUCGGUUCAAAAUUUGGGUGCCAUGACAGUCCUUUGCAGUGACAAGACCGGAACCCUGACCAAGGACGAAAUUACCUUGUGUCAAUAUCUUGAUUGCAACGGCGAGACAAGUGUCAAUGUUUUGAAACUCGCGACUGUCGAUGCGAUGGUCCAGGGCUCUAAUGGUAACAACAUUGACGGCGCCAUCCUGGACUACCGUAUGCCUGAUGGCUGUCGCGUCAACACAGCCCAGUACGAGAAAGUUGCCGCAAUCCCUUUCAACUUCGAGCGCCGCAGGUCUGCCUGCGUGGUCAAAGGGAUGACUGGAACCAACCUACUCAUAUGCAAGGGUGCCUUUGAAGAGGUCCUACGUGUUUGCAGCACGGUCCGACGGGGGGCCGUCUCUACUCCUCUCGACUUUCGAAUUAAGCAGUCCCUCCUAGAGCGUGCAAAUUCCCUUAACAAGAAUGGAUACCGUGUCCUCUUGGUCGCGACGAGGCAGAUUGGCGACAUUAGCAAGCAAGACGAAGAGGGUCUGCACGAACUCGAAUCCAGCAUGGUCCUCGAAGGCAUGAUCAGCUUCAUCGACCCGCCCAAGGAUGACGCCGCCGAAUCCAUUGCCCAGCUGAAGAAACUAGGUGUCGAGGUCAAAGUCCUCACGGGUGACACGCUUCCCGUAGCGGUCAAUGUCUGUCAGCGCCUUGACCUGAUCGGCCGCGAUGAAGGCUCCGACGACGACGAUUCGCUGGCAAUCACUGGGCCCGAACUGGCGCUUCUCGAGGACACGGAUGAAUUCGACAAGGUGGUCAGGACUUGCAAAGUUUUUGCCAAGCUGACUCCUAAUCAAAAGGCGCUUGUCAUUGGCAGUCUCCGCAAGGCCGGUCACUGUGUUGGGAUGCUGGGCGACGGGAUCAACGACUGUAUUGCACUUCGGAAGGCUGAUGUGGGCAUCUCGGUCGACUCUGGGGCGAGCGUUGCCAAGGACUGUGCCGAUUUAAUUCUGACGGAAAAAGGGCUGGGCAUUAUUGUUACCAGUGUGACAACUGGUCGUCUUACUCAUGGUAACACUAUCAAGUACAUCAAGAUGGUGGCUUCUUCCAACUUUGGCAAUGUCUUUAGUAUGCUUGCGGCUUCUGCUUGGCUUCCAUUCACUCCAAUGCUGGGUAUUCAAAUAUUGGCGCAAAACUUGCUUUACGACGUUAGCCAGAUUGCCAUCCCAUGGGAUCGGAUCGACCCCGAGUAUUUGGCCACGCCCAAGACGUGGAAGACAUGGGAUCUCCUCCGAUUUGUCGUGAUCCUAGGUCCAACCAGCUCCGUCAUCGAUAUUCUCACCUUCUCCCUCGGCUGGUUCUUCUACGGCAUCCAAACCGCGGAUAAUGUAGUCGACGUGCGGCGUUUCCAGACUCACUGGUUCCUGCAAGGUCUUCUUACCCAAACUCUCAUCGUGCAUCUCUUGCGAACUCCCAAAAUCCCAUUCGUCCAGUCUCGCGCUUCGAUGCCGCUUGCUUUGUCUACUACAGCCGUCAUGGUCAUUGGCUUCGUGCUCACUUGGAUCCCGCCAAUCCAGCGCGGCCUUAGCUUUGCGCAGCCAGCGCCGUCGUACGUCGGGUUCUUGGUGGCAGAGCUGCUGCUGUACUGCAUUGAGGUGCAGAUUGUGAAGAUGAUCUACAUCAAGAUCUUCAAGACGUGGUUGUGA